UGGCUCCAAAUCUUAUCUAAUUUGUUUGUAGGGUGGGAGACAUGAAGCAAUCAAGCUGUCUUGGAACUGCUUUUCAAUCUUGUCAGAAGGUACCACUAGGUCCGUCCAUGUAUCAGUCAAGAGUUCUUCCACAGGAUUUGAUAAACACGCUACCAGAAGCUUGCAUAGCUGAAAUAUUCAGACAUCUGGAAAACUGUAAAGAUCGGGAAUCAUGCGCCUCUGUCUGUUGGAGAUGGGCCGACAUAUUGGUCUCUCAGCGACCAGACUUUUGGAGCCCCUUCAGUGUUCAUCAAGCUGUUCACCGUUGCUUGCACCUGUCUGAUGUUGAUGAUGCCAAGCUUGUGGCAGCUGUUGUUGGCAUACACUCAAGGGAUGUAGUGACUGAUCUUGAUCUUCGUAAUGGACCAUGCGAGGCUGUUUUUGCUGGUGGUCCUCAGCUCACUGAUAGUGCUAUUUGUUUUGUAACCACUGCAUGCCGUAACCUGAAGUCGGUUUGUCUCGUCAACUGCUUAUCUCUCACGAACAAAGCUGCAUGGAUCAUUGCUUCAAACUGCCCUGCAUUAGAAAAUCUCAUGAUUUUACAGUCUUCAAUCAGUGACGAUGAUCUUUCACAGGUUGCUAAGCAAUGCAGAAACUUAAAGUCCCUCCGUAUCGAAAGGAGCUUGUCCAUCACUGAGGCAUCACUAAGAGCCCUAGUGCAGGAUGCCAAGAGACUUGAGUCUCUUGCUCUGGGAAGCUGUCCUCAAAUUCGAGAAGACGCCAUCUUGUCCUUACUGAUGAACCAACUUUAUCUAGACAAGCUUGAGCUCAAGUGCAUGAUGGCUGGAGAGUCACAUUGGAUUGGUGCAAGACAAUCAUCAGCACUCAAUAGGCAUUUUCGCUUGUUUCGCCAGCUCUCUAGUCUCAUCCUGGUGAAGUGCCCAGGUUUACAGGACCUGGGCAUGCUUAAGUUUGCUAGAAUUCACUUUCGAGUGCUACGGCAUUUGGUGAUUGAUGACUGCAGAGGAGUGACAGACCGGGGCCUGAUGUGGCUGGUGGGUGAUGCCAUGAAUCCCAUGAAGCUUAAGACCAUCAAACUUGCCAGGUUCCACUUUUUUACAGCUGCAGCUGCAAUGAAAGUAAUGUCCUUGGUCUGCGGAACAAUUGAAUCAAUAAUUCUGGAUUCAUGAGAUUUUGACAUAAUGACGCCACUCCAUCUUG
Molecule: messenger RNA, 1200 nt
Organism: Panicum hallii
Lineage: Eukaryota; Viridiplantae; Streptophyta; Magnoliopsida; Poales; Poaceae
Product: EIN3-binding F-box protein 1-like
Exons: 1
Coding region: 42-1169 (375 amino acids)
Biological process (GO): SCF-dependent proteasomal ubiquitin-dependent protein catabolic process
Cellular component (GO): SCF ubiquitin ligase complex
Molecular function (GO): protein binding
Source: RefSeq, a predicted model, not a curated record